AUGACUUCUCCCCUCUUCACCAUCCAGAAAUCGGAGGGUGUCCUAACAUGCACCCAGCCGCAGGAUGCUGUGUACCUGCUAACCUUCAAUUUUGCGCCGGAUAACCGGUUGACGGAGGAUUUCUGUCAGGCUAUGCUCCUCUCCCUGGACAUAAUCCAGUUCAAAUACCCGCCAGGAGUUGUAAUUACCACCUCCGCCAUCCAGAAGUUCUACAGCAAUGGCCUUGAUCUCCAAAAGGCCGUGGCGACCAAGGGCUUCUUUGAAAACAACCUCUUCGCUCUUUUCAAGCGCCUGAUAACUUAUCCUCUCCCCACUGUUGCUCUGAUAAAUGGCCACGCUUUCGCAGGCGGUUUCAUGACAGCCAUGUACCAUGACUACCGCAUCUUCAACUCCUCACGCGGCUUCCUCUGUCUAAACGAGGUCCAUUUCGGAGCCCCCCUGAAACCCGCCAUGUGCUCUAUCUUCCGAGAAAAAAUUGCAAAUCCGGCAAUAUUCAGGACAAUAGUACAAGAGGGAUACCGCUUUAGUGGCAGGGAGGCACUGGAACAUAGGAUUGUCGAUGCUCUUGGUGGCGUCGACGUGGCGUUGGCGUUAAUUGAGAAGAAAAAGCUGACGAAGCUGCCCAUUUCUGGGGUUUUUGGUCAGUUGAGGAGGGAGAUGUAUAGGGAGACAUAUGAGCUUUUAGAGAGGUGCGGAGAUGAUACAGCGGAGGCGGAGAAAGAGGCGGAGAAGGAGUUGAAAGUGAACGAGAGUGGAUUGAAGCGGGUGGAGGAAUGGCAGCGGCGGGGAGGGAAAGCGGCGAAGCUGUAA
Messenger RNA from Histoplasma mississippiense, 810 nucleotides. RefSeq lists its product as hypothetical. The transcript is spliced from 2 exons. Gene Ontology annotation, molecular function: delta(3)-delta(2)-enoyl-CoA isomerase activity; enoyl-CoA hydratase activity. Lineage: Eukaryota; Fungi; Ascomycota; Eurotiomycetes; Onygenales; Ajellomycetaceae. Gene Ontology annotation, cellular component: peroxisome. Gene Ontology annotation, biological process: fatty acid beta-oxidation. The record is from RefSeq and is a predicted model, not a curated record. Bases 1 to 810 code for a protein of 269 amino acids.